UGAGACCUCAGUGGAACUCUUUUUGCAUAACAAGCCAAAUGAUAAGACUUGAUCAAAUCUGAUUGGCAAGCGUCAAGCACUUGCAGCGAGAGAAAACUAGAAAUACAAAUCCAUAUUCCUUCAUGGGGCCCUGGCCAGUGCCGUGUACAACCAACAUUCCUUUCUUCAUUUGAGUCUUUGGAUUUCACAUUCGGCGUGUUCCAUCUGCUCCACUCACUGCGUUCACGGUACCGGUGAUCUACAACAUAAAUAAAUCCGCACCUCUAAUAUGAUGAAGGACCACCAACGCCGAUUCACAGACGACAAUCCCUGGAACUCGGUCCCUCCAGGGGUCAAUCCGUUUCAAUUUUCUAUAGAUCGCAGCGCUCACCAGGGUUUUGCACCGUUGUCGAGACUCGCCAAAGCUCUCCUGCUGGUUUUUUUCGUCUUCCAUCUUUUGAUUGCAAUAUUCUGUUUGAUAAUUCUUGUCUUGCCGUAUAUUCGGGGAGUAAAACAAUCUCAUUGGUUUUUCAGGAAGCUGUACAUCCAGGAUCAGUCUAGGCAGAAAGGUUUGUUCGAGCUAUCUUUACCGCUGCCGUUGGAUUGUUUCAACUCAUAUGAAUGCUUUUCCUCAUUUGCGCUUCAAGUUUACAAAGUUCCUUUACUCUGGGUCAAUGGCGGGGUCGUCAUGACCAUGUCCCAGUUGAUGGGCUCGGUAGCCACUCUAGCAUACAUCUUAAUUCAGCUCGCGAUCACACAGUCAAUCAAUGCAUCUCUUCACGUACAGGUGGAACCUGCUUUGGCAAUGAUGUGCAUGUGCGAAAUGCUUACCUACUGGAGCCAGAUGCAUUGCUUCGUCGUCGCAAUGUUUUACCAUAACCAUAAGACUGAUUCAAAUGGCCCAAAGAGAUGGACUCCGCCGCCGAUCUUCAUCAACUGUCUUUUUCUUGGUUUCCCGAUGGUCCUCGUCAUUGCGACUCUCCCACCAGUGAUCGGUUUAUCACUAAAUCAUAACCAAAUAACAAUUGGAGUAACCAGUAUCAUGAAUACUUUGAGGCAAGGCGCUUCAGUUUGGGACCAACUGAAAGUGCCGUCAACGACCAUUGAAGAAAAACACGAGCUUACAACUCAGCUUAAUCAAAUCAUGUCGCAACUGAAAGACCUCGGCGUUCACAUCGGUAUUCACGCAGAACGUCUUAAAUUUUUUAUUGUUGUAUUUGGAGUAUUGGUGCAAAAAGUGCAGCAGGCGGAGGAACAAUCAGCCUGCGGAUCAUCUGCUUCAAAGCCUUUUCGCCGCUGGUUUAAUCUCAAGAAUCAUGCAACCACGAGUGGGGUUGAGCCCAAGGAUCGUUCUGACACGGGGGAGCAAACGAGUAUCAUGAAUCGCCAAUUCUUCCAUCUGAUACUUCGGUCAAUAUGUAUCAUUGUAGCGAUGUGUACCAGUAUUACUCUUUGUAUUUUAGGCAUCGUCAAGUCACACGACGGUUCCAUCCGAAGCUCCUACUGGGCAGGUGUGACGACUUGGCUAGCGACACUGGCUGGCUCCUGGUCUGCUAUCCCGAUUGUGUGGCAAUGCUGGAGGUUAUACAACGAUGAUUUGGGCAGAACCUUUCAAUCUUCAGUAAAUUCCAGACAUGCUCCGUCGAGUGGGGAAAGCAAUCUCAAGAACAGUGUCCAUCGCAAGCCUUCGGAGGAACGACUCGAUAUAAGAAUUGAACUCGCAGCAAAGUAGCCCCCGUUACGAGCCAUGAAACCAUUUAAAUUCUCCAUCAAAAAUCCUUCCGCUAUUUGAGUAGUAACAUUCCCUUGCGACGAGACGGGUUUGUAAACAGUCAUUGGGG
This is a messenger RNA of Puccinia graminis f. sp. tritici CRL 75-36-700-3, 1820 nucleotides long. RefSeq lists its product as uncharacterized. The coding region runs from base 269 to 1711 and encodes 480 amino acids. The record is from RefSeq and is a predicted model, not a curated record. Lineage: Eukaryota; Fungi; Basidiomycota; Pucciniomycetes; Pucciniales; Pucciniaceae. The transcript has 7 exons.